AUGGGAUUUCAGAAAUUCUCAAAUAUAAUCACCUUUUUUGAGAAAUGUGAUGUAGAAAUCGAAAAAAUUGAUAAUCAAACAACAUAGCUCUAUUGCAAGUGUUAAUCUUUUGGACAUUUAUAUUUGAUAAAGGUUUCCAAUAACUCUAUGAAUUAAUCAAAUAAUACAGUAGUUAAUUGGAUGGCAGAAGAGUAAUAGAAAAUUGACAUAUAUGAGCAAUCUUUUCUACUUGUUUAGGGUGUAUUUAUUAUAUCAUCUGCUAUUGUUUACCUUUCCUUAGUGUUUCUAGAAUAUCACAAAUCCAAAGAAAUUAUUAUUGAACAAGGUCAAGAUAUGGAUAAUAAAUUAGAGCCAGCUAAGGAUGCACUUCAAAUAAGAUUGUAUCCAAGUCAUUUUAUCAUGUUUAAAACAAACUUCUAAUAUAUCCAUUCAAUUUUGUAACUUUGUUAAGAUGAUGAAAACCCUGUGAAAAAAAGCUUUAGAUUUUUACAGAUUAGUAAUGAAAUAAGUAUUUUAAUAUUAUCUUCUACUUGGGAAAUCUUAUUUACUAAUAUCGUAAUUAUCAAUGCGUUCAUAAGCCUCCUUAUUAUUUUAGUCUUUAGAGUAAUUUCCAAAAUAACUUAAGCAAUUUAUAUGUUUGAAGGCAAAAUAGGAAUAAUGAUUAUUUUACUGUAUCUUUUCCUUCCUGUUAUGUACUUUUUCCUUAUGAUUUUGGCUUUUAACUCAAUAAUUGAAAUGAAUUAGAAUUUCAUUGAUGUGUAAAUAGCAUUAAACCUUUUGAGCGCUUUAUUACUAGUUUAUUUCGUUUUUGAACCAAUCGCUAUAUAUCUAAGAAUAGUUAUAUAUAGACCGCUUUUCGAAAGCAUUAGAAAAAAUGAAUUUAAUCCGAUCAACCAUUUUUUUUAUUUCUUUAUCUAUGAUAGCAAAAUAAAUCAAACCUAUGAUUAGUUAAAUAUUUGA
Molecule: messenger RNA, 960 nt
Organism: Paramecium tetraurelia
Lineage: Eukaryota; Ciliophora; Oligohymenophorea; Peniculida; Parameciidae
Exons: 4
Source: RefSeq, a predicted model, not a curated record